AUGCUUCCAACUGGAGACUAUGUAGAACAAGGAGUUGACCUCACUGAGAAGGAGGAGGAGCUGCUAAAAAGGAGGGUGAUGAAGUACUGGGCCAACUUUGCAAGAAAUGGGAACCCCAACCGCGAGGGUCUACCCUACUGGCCUGCGUUGGACCAUGAUGAGCAGUAUCUGAAGCUGGACACCCAGCCUGCUGUGGGCCGAGCCCUGAAGGCCAGAAGGCUGCAGUUCUGGACCAAGACUCUGCCCCAGAAGACCCAGGAGCUAAAGAGUUCUCAGGAAAAGCAUGCAGAGUUGUAG
This is a messenger RNA of Mastomys coucha (southern multimammate mouse), 297 nucleotides long. Its product is annotated as pyrethroid hydrolase Ces2a-like. Gene Ontology annotation, biological process: synaptic vesicle endocytosis; postsynaptic membrane assembly; chemical synaptic transmission. Gene Ontology annotation, cellular component: synapse; cell surface. The record is from RefSeq and is a predicted model, not a curated record. Gene Ontology annotation, molecular function: neurexin family protein binding; signaling receptor activity. NCBI's taxonomy places the organism in Eukaryota, Metazoa, Chordata, Mammalia, Rodentia, Muridae. The transcript is spliced from 3 exons. Bases 1 to 297 code for a protein of 98 amino acids.